Molecule: messenger RNA, 2139 nt
Organism: Trypanosoma rangeli
Lineage: Eukaryota; Euglenozoa; Kinetoplastea; Trypanosomatida; Trypanosomatidae
Exons: 1
Coding region: 1-2139 (712 amino acids)
Source: RefSeq, a predicted model, not a curated record
AUGUCGUCCGCGCUCUAUUUUGUCUGCUCGAGGUGCGAGCUGCCCAUUUGCUCGCACAAGGAUCUUAUCAUGCUGCCUGUCGCCGGUGGUACCACAGAAACAGCCUUUGAAUACUUGCUAGAGGACGUUCUGGCUUUGGAGACCUCUGUGCCAUGCUACAGCGGCGAUGAGGUGGCGGAGGUCAACGUCACGGUUUCAGAGGAAAUACUUGCAUCCAUUUUACCACCAGCAACACAUCAGCUGACACUGGAGACUGUUGUGGUGUCACAACACGCUGAGCAGCGGCAGCAAGAGCAGAACGGUGUGGAAACCACGCAAAUGCUCCAACCAGAGGGAUCAGACCCGAGUAGCUUGACAAACACACUGCCUAAUAGCAACAACGGCAUCAGCACAGGGGACCUGCCAGAGACCAACCCCGGAGAGGAUCGUGAGCAAAAUACGACGGAUACGUCACUGCGUGGAAUGUCUUUUGUUGACAGAACCUCUUAUCAGCAAGUGAUGCGGGCGUUAGCAUCUUAUAGCCGUGUUCAAGAAACUCGUGUGGAUCUGGUAUGCGUUAGGGAGGAGGUGUUGGGGUGUGGGCUCAGCUGUUGUACCAAGGGUCGUGUCACUGAUGCUCCCUCAGCGAACUCGCCUUCAGCCUCGUUGGAGGAAGCGCAAAACCCAUCGUCUUCUACCCAAUGGUUUGCACAUCCAGGGAACUUUAUAGUUGAAGAAUCCUUUGUUAAGGUACGGCGUCGCACAAAGACCGCGCGGUGUCCAUGGUUUGAUGCAUACAAUUGUCGCGGGAGACUGCAGUGUCCGGACUGUCAUCUUGGGCUAGGCUACUUGUUUGUGCGGAAGUCAAAGGAACAUCCCGACUCCCAGGCGGCAGCGUGCGAGGUGAAGGCUCCGUCUGCUGACCUGAUGCAGAAUGGGGAGGAGGAGAAUGCUCAGGACGCACAUGAGCCACAGCAAAAAAAAGAGCGGAAAGAGGAGGGAAACGAAAGAGGGAAUAAACAACAGCAGAAUGACGACGAUGGAAUCACGUCGCAGUUUCCUUCCACGUUUUUGGGCUUAGAGCUAAAAAAGAUACGGCAGCGUCAAUGGGGUCUGCGGGAUUUUCAGAGGCGAUAUCAGCAGUCCAAGAAUAUUAAAUCUUUUCGGGAGAUGUUCCCAGAGGCAGAGGAACUUGAGAACCUUUACAGCCGUCUCACGGCACUUCGCAUGCAAGCUGAGCUCUAUAACAAUCUUCUUCGAAAGCACAAGGAACGGAAUGAUGUGCAGGGUGCACUCCUUUUAAGUCAAAAAGAACGCAUCCACACCUAUGAGGAAAAACUGCGCACCAUGCAACAAAUCAUUGAAGCACAGCGAGAGCAGUUGGAGAUGCAGGGUCGGCAAAUCAAACAUCAAGAAGAAUUAGUGAGGAACCAUAAAAGUCAGGUGCAUACACAACAGCAACAAAUACAUGUAGAACAGCUUCUACUAACAGAGCAAAGUCGCACAAUCGAGUCUCAGCGAGAACAAUUGAGGCUUAUACAGGUUCACCUUAAGGCAAGGUUGGUAAAGGAGAGGCUAGACGAACGCUGUGAACAACUUUCCAAGCUUCUUCACGGACUAGGUGGAGAAAGGCGCUCCUACGUGACCACCACUGAGACCGCAAUCGCUUCACAGCAACGCAUUUCACGACCUCUUCUUCCACCUCCGCAUCUUAUGGGUGUUGUGGGUCAUGAUACUCGUGAACACGGGGAAGUAGAAACAGAAACAUCAGAAGAGAGAGGGAUGGUGGGGGAAGCCACCAAUGAAUUGUGCCAACACCAUCCAAGUAGGGCAACAACGCCCCCUCGUGAUGAGCUCGUGGCCAGCGCAAACAUAAGUAGGGACGCUGUAGCAUCAGAGAGUCGUGUCUGUCCCCCAAGAACAUUGUCCAUGCUUACAGCUGCCAGCGGAUCGUAUGCCAGGUCUACUUGUAGCAGAAACCUCGGUGUUUCUGAACGAACGGUGGCGAUCACGCGGAAGAUUGCCGAAGAACGGGCUAGGCGGGAUGCCGGAAGGGGACCCCUACCGUCAUGUGGCGGCUCAAUCAGCACUGCUGCGUCCAAGGUCACGCCACAGACUCCGGACGAUGCAGCUCCCUCUAAUUGCCGAAACUCCUCCUAG